AUGAAAAGAGAGAACUUUACUCUCAUCACUGACUUUGUUUUCCAAGGUUUCUCCAGCUUCCGUGAGCAGCAGAUCACCCUUUUUGGCAUGUUCCUUGCACUAUACAUCUUAAUCCUAGCAGGCAAUAUCAUCAUUGUGACCAUCAUCCGAAUUGAUCAUCAUCUUCACACACCCAUGUACUUCUUCCUGAGCAUGCUGUCCACUUCAGAGACUGUAUAUACAUUGAUCUUUCUCCCAAGGAUGCUCUCCAGCCUCGUAGGUAUGAGCCAGCCCAUAUCAUUGGCAGGGUGUGCCACACAGAUGUUCUUUUUUGUAACCUUUGGCAUCACUAACUGCUUCCUGCUCACAGCAGUGGGAUAUGACCGCUAUGUGGCCAUCUGCAACCCCCUGAGAUACAUGGUUAUUAUGAACAAGAGGCUGCGUAUCCAGCUUGUCCUGGGGGCCUGCAACAUUGGGCUGAUUGUAGCAAUAACACAAGUGACAUCUGUAUUCAGUCUCCCAAUGCAAAGAAAGAACCUCACAGAGGUAACAGAGUUUGUUUUCCUGGGAUUCUCCAGAUUCCACAAACAUCAGAUCACUCUCUUUGUGGUUUUUCUCAUCCUGCACAUAUUAACCGUGGCUGGCAAUGCCAUCAUCAUGACCAUCAUCCGCAUUGACCAUCACCUCCACACCCCCAUGUACUUCUUCCUGAGCAUGCUGGCUAGCUCAGAGACAGUGUACACACUGGUCAUCAUUCCACAGAUGCUCUCCAGCCUCGUAGCCCAGACCCAGCCAAUCUCCCUAGCAGGUUGUACUACCCAAAUGUUCUUCUUUGUUACCUUGGCCAUCAACAAUUGCUUCUUGCUCACAGUGAUGGGCUAUGACCGCUAUGUGGCCAUCUGUAAUCCCUUGAGAUACAUGCUCAUUAUGAGCAAGAGGGUGUGUGUCCAGCUGGUGUGUGGAGCCUUUAGCAUUGGCCUGGCCAUGGCAGCUGUCCAGGUAACAUCCAUAUUUACCUUACCUUUUUGUCACAGGGUGGUUGGUCAUUUCUUCUGUGACAUCCUCCUUGUCAUGAAACUCUCCUGUAUUAAUACCACUAUCAAUGAGGUAAUCAAUUUUGUUGUCAGUUUAUUUGUCAUCCCGGUCCCUAUGGGUCUGGUCUUCAUCUCCUAUGUCCUCAUCAUCUCCGCUGUCCUCAAGAUUGCCUCAGCUGAGGGUCGGAAGAAGACCUUUGCCACUUGUGCCUCCCACCUCACUGUGGUCAUUGUCCAUUAUGGCUGUGCCUCCAUUGCCUACCUUAAGCCCAAGUCAGAAAACUCUAUAGAACAAGUUCUCCUUCUCUCAGUGACCUAA
Nomascus leucogenys (northern white-cheeked gibbon) is the source of this 1332-nucleotide messenger RNA. RefSeq names its product putative olfactory receptor 10J6. Gene Ontology annotation, molecular function: G protein-coupled receptor activity; olfactory receptor activity. NCBI's taxonomy places the organism in Eukaryota, Metazoa, Chordata, Mammalia, Primates, Hylobatidae. Gene Ontology annotation, biological process: G protein-coupled receptor signaling pathway. The record is from RefSeq and is a predicted model, not a curated record. Gene Ontology annotation, cellular component: membrane.